AGUGCAGUACAAAAUUUACGUAACACUCAUCAAGAUACUUUUACCUCCACGGAUCCACUCCUUCUUUUGGAUGCGAAGCCUGACGAAGCGAAGCCUGACGAAGAAAGGAUCCGCCAAGAAACCAGCAGCACUUUUUCCUCUUCCUCAUCAGCCAAAACUCACCUGAGUGGCUGCAGUCAACAUUGUAAGCCAAAACAAAUACACAACACUAUCGCCAUUCCUCCCUCUAACUUGGAGUUGACAGACUGACUGAGCAACUGUAGUAACCAACCAAAAGAGCUUUUUGAAAAAUGUCGGAACCAGAUCUCGAGUUUACCGUGGAUGUGAAUGAUCCCAACUUGCUGCCAGUGACGUUGAGUCCGGUUGCCUUCCUGAUGAAUGCAACCACAAAUAAUGGCACUACAUCUUCCGACGAUACUACCUUUGAAUAUGUCUGUCAAGAUAAUUCCCCCGAACACUUGGACGUGUGUCCCACCACUUGUGUUGGACUGGACGACUGUUUGGGAUGCGAGUGUCAAGUAUUGUUUUUGACCGAUACCGGUGGUCCGUGGGGCGAAGUUAUGGAUGUCCUAUUUUGUCUGCUACCCAUUAUCUACCUGAUUAUUGUCACCAUCAAACCCAAUCCAACCCCCACCACCACAUCCUUGCCAAUGUCGGCUGCAAUCAUGUUUUUGGUGAGACUCAUGUAUUUGGGUAGCAAUCCGAUUCUGACGAGUGCCUGUGUCAUUUUGGGAGUACACGAAGCCAUUACACCCCUUUCAAUCAUGGCGGGUGCUAUUACACUGUUUGAAACCAUGGAAGCGACCAAGUGCUUGCCCUACAUGAUGCGAGAAAUGAAGGCAUUGACCAAUGGACACAAGGUGGCAGAAACCAUGCUGUUGUUUGGAUUUGCCACUUUGGUAGAAGGUGCCAGUGGAUUUGGAACUCCCGUGGCGUUGGGAGCACCCAUGUUGGUCAGCACGGGCAAUCCACCCUUGGAAUCGGUCGUUAUCAUGCUUGUCUUUAAUACAUUUGCCACUGUGUGGGGGGCUGUGGGUACUCCCUUGUGGUUUGGCUUUGGAAGUUUGGACUUGACGGAAGAUCAAUUUUUGGAAAUCUCCAUGAAGGCUGCCAUUUGCAUGCUCGUUUCCUCCUUCAUUCUCAUUCCAUUCAUAUUGACCAUUCUCAUUCCAUUUGCUGUGGUGAAACGCAACAUUAUUUUCCUGUUUUUGAGUAUUGGAUGUGUCAUGGGACCCUUGGUAGGAUUGGCCACCAUCAACUACGAAUUCCCAUCCCUUAUCGGUGGUUUGGUCGGAUGUGGAUUGAAUGCCAUUUUGAUCAAAUUCAAGGUGGGAAUGGCAGAACAAAACGAUGAUGACUUUGCCGAAUCAGCAAAGCCUGCUGCUGAAAGUACCAACGAGGCUGGUGGUGAGGAGGACGACGACGAAGACAAUAAUGACCCCAAUCGAGGAUAUCAUCGAGCCAUUUCCGAUCUGACGGAGAUUCCUGUCAAAAGCGUCACGUUCCAGGGUACCACUACCUUGGCAUCAACGACUGCACCCACCAAAGAAGCUGAAAGCCACGCUACCACAGACAAAUCGGACAAUGAUGAAACUGCUGGGGAUGGCGCCAAUGCCAGCAAAGAUGACAAAGAAGUUGAAGCCGGAGACGAUGACGGAUCCAUCAAGAACUUGAAAUCCAGCAUGACGGGAAACUGGAACAUUGAAGUACAAAAGGACAACGAUGAGGCACCCAACAUGGAAGAGGAGAAUGAGAACGGCAGUCGCACCGUGGUCUAUGUAGCACCAUCUACUAGUGUCAAUAGCAAUGGGGAUAUUGAAGCUCCAGCAAAGGAAUCCAAUGAGAACGGUGAACAGCAACAACAACAACAAUCUGAUGAAGGGGAAACCAUGGAACCAACGCAACUCUUUCCAGAAGAAACUGAAACUACACAAAAGCCCACUGCGUCCAUGAAACAAUCCUCCACCAGUCGUGAAGAUGCGCUAUUGGGGCCUCGCAAAUCAUAUGCGGAAGGUUAUCUCGUCGAAGUUAUUCUGCGUACAUUCCCCAUCUGGGGCGUGGUCUUGACGUUGAUCUUGACCCGUGUUGAGACCUUCGGAAUAAAACCCGUUCUCAACCAACAGUCUCCCUACUGGGAAGUGCAAUUUGGAACCUAUGGCGACUUUCGUCUAUCUGUGGCCGCUGUCUUGCAGCUGCGACACAUUCUGACAUAUCCCAAUCUCAACUGGAAGUAUGAGCUGUUCUACAUUCCAUUCUUGGUCCCCUUUGUGGUUAUAUCAUGCUUGACCAUGCUGAUUUUCCGAAAGGACUUGACGUGUUCGCCCAGAGAUAUUGCCAGCACGGUGUCCUCCCGCUUGGCCAAUCCUGCCAUUGCGGUUUGUGGUGCCUUGAUCCUUGUCCAGCUCAUGAUUAAGAAUGGAACCGAGAGUCCAGCCUUCUUGUUGGGUGUCGUACUGGCCGGUUGGUUCAAACAAGGCUUUGUUGUCAUUGCGCCUCUGUUGGGUGCAUUGGGAUCGUUCUUCUCUGGCUCUACCACGGUUUCCAACUUGACCUUUGGCGAGAUUCAAAUGAUUGCCGCGGAAGAGAUUGGUAUCAGUACUACUUCCAUGUUGGCCCUGCAAGCAUACGGUGCUUCAGCUGGUAAUGGAAUCUGUCUCAACAACAUAAUCGCUGCUUUGGCUGUGGUUGGUCUGAAUGUCAGUGAAGGACAAAUCUUGAUGCGAACAUGCAAGUAUGUUUUUGCCAGCACCACCAUUUCCACUAUUGUCAUGCUAGCACUUUUCAUCAGAUUCUAAUCGGAAGCUGGGUGAAGCUCGUGUUGAGGCAUCGAAGGAAAGAGUUGCUGGAUACCUCAAGAGACGACAAAGAGCCAUCGGUUGCCCCCUCGGUGGAUUCCCGUAGAGAGUGAGGGUGUGGACUAGAGGAUGUUUUAAGAUGAACAAACAACAGGAGACAUACGCUAGCACAUGAAAUGAAACAAACUGUUUGAAAUAUACAAAUACAUAACACAGAAAUGAGUUUUGUUGUUC
Seminavis robusta is the source of this 3029-nucleotide messenger RNA. The record is from the annotation of a GenBank genome assembly. Lineage: Eukaryota; Bacillariophyta; Bacillariophyceae; Naviculales; Naviculaceae.